Messenger RNA from Brugia malayi, 918 nucleotides. RefSeq lists its product as uncharacterized. The transcript is spliced from 7 exons. Bases 1 to 918 code for a protein of 305 amino acids. Gene Ontology annotation, molecular function: protein tyrosine kinase activity; ATP binding. The record is from RefSeq and is a predicted model, not a curated record. Gene Ontology annotation, biological process: protein phosphorylation. NCBI's taxonomy places the organism in Eukaryota, Metazoa, Nematoda, Chromadorea, Rhabditida, Onchocercidae.
AUGAAUGAAAAUCAAACUGAAAAGUAUUAUCAUGGUUAUUUAACGGUGGACGACAUUCAACCAUUGCUAAAAAAUGAUGGUGAUUUUCUGAUCCGGAAAACUAAUUAUAAAGAUAUAACAACUUUAUCACUUGAUGUAUGCACAAAUAAAGGGAUAAAGCAUUUUAUAAUUAAUCAAGAUAAAAAGGGUGAAAUUUAUAUUGAAAAAAAUAAGAAAAAGUCAAUUGCUGAAUUGAUUGAAUGGCAUUUGUCAACAAAAACACCUAUUACAGAGCGUAGCCAAAUAGUCCUAAAAAAAGGCAUUACAAGGCCUAGUUGGCUUUUAAAAAAGGAACAAAUAAAAAUGAUUAAAAAACUUGGCGAAGGAGCAUUUGGUGAAGUUUAUUGUGGUGAAUAUAAAGAUGUAAAUGAUCACGUGCAUUUAACAGCAAUAAAAACAAUGCAUGAUAAUGCUUCACGUAGAGCACGUUUUAGCUUUCUUAAAGAAGCGCGAAUUAUGCGCAAAUUUGAUCAUCCAAACAUUGUGCGCAUUUUUGGCGUUGUUGCUGAUGAAGCACCAUUGCUUAUAUUAAUGGAACUUUGCGAAGGUGGAUCAACACUUUCAUUUUUGCGAAAAAAUCGUGGAAUGAUUGUACCACAAUUAAAAAUGCGAUUUAUAACUGAAACUGCUUCAGGUUUAAAAUAUCUUGAGCAAAAGAAUUGCAUUCAUAGAGACAUAGCAGCACGAAAUUGCUUACUAACACGAAAUUUUCAUAUUAAAUUAAGUGAUUUUGGUAUGUCAGAUGAGAAAACGCCAAUUCAGGACAAAAGCCUUGACAAAGUACCAAUUAAAUGGCUUGCGCCAGAAACAAUGCAAAAUCGAAUUUAUUCAACUAAAACCGAUGUAUGGUCUUAUGGCAUAAUGGUAGGCAUUUGCUAA